CGCCUCUACUACAAGCUUUACGGUACCAACAUGGCCACUUACUUGACAGUAAACAUGGAGUUCUGACCCCUUGUGCUUAAUUAAACGUUGCAUGACUAUAAUAUUUAGAUAUUGCAUAUAUCACAGCUUUAAAAUGCAGCUAACGCGAGUCGCAUCUUUUUUAGUCCGGGGCCACAGCGUUUCCCGAUCUGGAGCAGUCCUCAUUAAAAACAGCUACUGUGUGUCUGCAGUCAGAGACAGCACUGCACUGCUCUACAGAAGACACGGAGAGCCCUCACAAGCUGUCCAGUUGGAGUCACUGCACCUGACCCAGGUGGGACCUGAAAGUGUCCUGGUGAAGAUGCUGGCGGCUCCCAUCAACCCCUCUGAUUUAAACAUGAUUCAAGGCACAUAUGCCCUCCUGCCUGAGCUUCCAGCGGUGGGGGGCAAUGAGGGUGUGGGCCAGGUCAUGGAGGUGGGUGACAAGGUGAAGGCACUCAAGGUGGGCGACUGGGUGAUCCCAAGAGAUGCCGGCGUCGGAACGUGGAGAACAGCAGCUGUUCUGAAGGCUGAUGAUCUGGUGACUUUGCCUAAAGACAUUCCCGUGCUGUCUGCUGCCACGUUGGGAGUCAAUCCCUGUACAGCUUUUAGGAUGCUCACAGACUUUGAGGAGCUCAAACCAGGAGACACAGUCAUCCAGAACGCAGCUAACAGCGGCGUCGGACAAGCUGUCAUCCAGAUCGCUGCUGCUAAGGGCAUUCAAACCAUCAAUGUCAUCAGAGACAGGCCAGACCUGCAGCAUCUCUCUGACCGACUGACCGCUCUGGGAGCCACACACGUCAUCACAGAGGAGACUCUCCGACGGCCAGAAAUCAAGGAGCUGUUCAAGUCGUGUCCUCGGCCUAAACUAGCUCUGAAUGGAGUCGGAGGAAAGAGCGCCACAGAGCUGCUACGUCAUUUACAAAGCGGAGGGAGUAUGGUGACCUACGGUGGGAUGGCCAAACAACCAGUCACUGUCCCAGUGAGUGCACUGAUCUUCAAAGAUGUGAAAAUAAGAGGUUUCUGGGUGACCCAAUGGAAGAGAGACAACAAACACGAUGAGGACGCCUUACGUAGCAUGCUGGAUGAACUCUGCGUCCUCAUCCGUGCCGGGAAGCUGUCGGCUCCAGCUUGCACUGAAGUGAGCCUUCAAGACUUCAGAAAGGCCCUGGAGAACGCCAUGAAGCCGUAUGUGUCCACCAAACAAGUUUUUGUCAUGUGACCCCAUUUGAGUGUCUUGCGUGCAUUCACAUUCACUACUCGCCAAGAAAGUGUUUAAUGUUAGGCAUCUUGGCAGAUUACUGUUGCUAUCUCACAUGCAGCCAAUGUGUAAAUCCUCAUAUUCAUGUUGAAAGCAGAUAUUCCUGUCAUUUAUAAAAUCCUGUAACAGACUGAAUAAUGAGAAAUGACGAAAUGUAAAAAAACAAACAACAUUUUGUUAAUGAUAAUAAUUAGUUCAACAGUAAUAAACACAUUGUAAAUGUGCAUAAAGAUACUCUGACUGAGGUGGAUAAUGUUUUUUAUUCUGUAAGAAAGCAUGACAGAAACACUUGUCUAAUCAAUUCCUGGAUGCCUCAACAGAUCAUGAAAAUAAUCAAUGUUUUUGGAGCAGCAAAUCAUAUUAUGAUUUCAGAAGCAUCACGUGACACUUGAGACCGGAGUACUGAUGCUGAAAUUCAACUUUGUUAUCACAUUAAUACAUUUAGAAAACUGCUAUUUUUAGCUGUAAUAUUUCACAAUAGUCUUGUUUUUACAUUUACUCAUUGAGUAGACACGUUUAUCCAAAGCCUCUUACAGUUGAGGAAUGCAACCAUCGAUUCAUCAAAGUUUACUCUUAUUUUUUGAUCAAAUAAAAGCAGCCUUGGUGACCAAUGAU
Carassius auratus (goldfish) is the source of this 1894-nucleotide messenger RNA. RefSeq names its product mitochondrial trans-2-enoyl-CoA reductase (gene mecr). The coding region runs from base 92 to 1240 and encodes 382 amino acids. The record is from RefSeq and is a predicted model, not a curated record. Gene Ontology annotation, molecular function: oxidoreductase activity. The transcript is spliced from 10 exons. Gene Ontology annotation, biological process: fatty acid metabolic process. Gene Ontology annotation, cellular component: mitochondrion. Lineage: Eukaryota; Metazoa; Chordata; Actinopteri; Cypriniformes; Cyprinidae.